AUGAGCACUUUAGCGGAUGUUAGUGCUAUUCUGGAGGAAAUGGGCUACAAUGUUUACGAUAUAGAAAGAGCCUAUAUUGGAGGAUACAAGACCGUGGAAGAAAUUAUUGAAUUUUUUUCCUCUGGAGGCAGUUCUUUACAUUUGGAGGAGAGUUCCAAUCGACUGAAACUUCCGAGUGCCCAAAGAACUUAUACUUCAGCUUUCAAUCCUCGUCCUGUGUACGUGAAUCUAUCUGACAUGCAAUGGUCUGAACAAACCGGGGACACGAAUUUACCCAGUUCGACCGGGGCAUGUGCAGAGGAACCAAAUGCGGAACCGGUGCAAUCACGCAUCAGCUCGACCAGUGUACAAGAGCGCUUCGAAUUCGAACAGCGUGAAAGUAGAAAGCUGGCUGAUGCGUUGAGAAAAGAGAAGCUGAUGGAAGAACGGGAACGUGAACGCUUACGAGCGGAAAUCGCAGCUGAGCGACAAGCCAGAAUACUGGCACAUCAAUCCACGAGUUUGGCUCCCGUGACCACUGGCAGUUCUACUGUCAAUUGUCCCCCGGACAAUGUCGUAUCCUCCGGACCCAGGGAUAAAAUCAAACUGAAGAUCAUCCUGUUUGAUCGCACCCACGCACCGUGUUACAUUGAAUUGGACCAGUCGAAUUCGUACGCAGACCUGUUGUCCCACAUCCAGCCCAACUUGACCGCCAAUCCUCCGGCACGGAAUGUGCCUUCUGUGGACACUUUGUCUACAUCAAAUCCCUUUGUUCAAGCCCUGGAUCAGCAUUUGGUCAGUUUGAGCACCACUGAUCCCUGUGUGCAUUUGCUCGUGCAAACAUGGCCUCGUCGAGAAUUGACUCACCCUUGUGCCCGCACCCCGGAACCCGAUCCGGAGAUUAUGACCCAGCGAUUGACCGAGAUGCAAAUCACCAAUGGGACUACAAUUGCUGUCAGACAUGUGAAUUGUGAAUUUCAAACCAAAGUGAUGGAACGAAUAAGCGAGCUGAACGAUUUACGUCCGCGCUCCGGGCCUGAAUUUAUCACUCCGGCUAGCCCACCGCCACCUCCACCAGCGCCAGUACCAGACCCGGAUCCGCCCGGAGAAGACGAGCCCGAAGAUUAUCCAAUGGAACCGGUUUUCCCGAUCCAAAAUCCACGCUUUCCCGGUCAAGGUCAACAACUUCGUCCUCAGGCACCGGAUGGUGCUAUACCCGCUAGUGCACUCAGUGUGCAAGAGAAUGUUCGUCGUGCGGCUUUGAACUUGGAGGAAAGACUACGCUCCACAACUGCCACACCCACUGCUCCCUCUGAUCCGGCCUCGGAAUGCUCCUCGUGGGCACAGGUUCCCACAUUGGUGAAACUGUGCUUGCACUCGAUUCACACAUGGGUCACUCAGUACGCGGAUGCGUUAAGCGCAGCUCGUUUGGGCCUGAUACACGAGACCACUUCUCGUACCACCGCGACAACCGGUACACGAUACGGGCUUACCGUGAAACAGUCAGAUCAGGCGUCAAUUGACCAACGGCGGAUGGAGCAUUGGGUUGCACAUCAUCUGUCCGGUAUGAGAUGGCCCAAUGUUCUUGGUCAACAAUUAGUACGGUCACUGAUGGAUGAGAAAUGUUUCACGGCCCGCACGGCGGUUCUCCUGCGCAACAGUAUGGUUUAUAAAGCUCUUAUCGGUUCCAGUCGUCGACCCGAUCGCGGACUCAGCACCGAGGUUCACCUUUAUAUCACCACAACACUCAUUCAGAAACGUUCGGACGUAGGCCAAACUGGUCACUACAUUCUGACCAGCACGGAAUUGAUUCAGUGUCUCGCGGACCGCUGGACUGGACUGGUGGAUCUACGCCUGGACAGUGAUCAUCCGUAUCAAAUUGCCACGGAAGGAAUCUGUGAUCUAAGUCGUUUGCAAAAUCUGAAAUCCCUCAGUGUUUGCGGUUUACACAGUGUGAAUGACGAGACGCUCCCCCACAUACUGGAACUGCGUCAGUUACGAGUGUUAUGCCUAUCGGAUACCAAAGUUAGCGACGAAGGUUGGACACGGAGCUGGUCCGCAGAACAAUCGUCUCAAUCGUGUGGUGAGAGACCCCUGUUGAAGUUGGAAUUGGCUCGUAUGGGUCCGUUAUUCACAGAUUCCGGAUUGUGUGCAGUCGCGCAGUUGUUCCCACGUCUCCAGUCCCUCAGUAUUGCCAGAAGUGACGUGAGUCCCUAUGCGUGUACCUUGAUAUAUACAUAUAUACGUUCGCCUCGUUGCAGAAGUUGA
Molecule: messenger RNA, 2247 nt
Organism: Echinostoma caproni
Lineage: Eukaryota; Metazoa; Platyhelminthes; Trematoda; Plagiorchiida; Echinostomatidae
Source: the annotation of a GenBank genome assembly